AAGAAGUCUAGUCCGAGGGGUAGCCCUAACCCCCACCCCCUCCUGCGACCGGGAGCCGCGUUCCUCGCCGCCCGGAGUGCAUCCGAGCGCCCUCGUGGUCGGGGCCUGCGAGAAUAGUCGCCGAGGCCCAGGGCGUCGGGCUUCCGUGCACCGGGUGACGGGAACUGGGGCGUCCUGGGGGGAACUCCGGGUCCUACUCCAGGCGCGAAAAAGCCCGCGCGGUGCGGAGCAGCUGUGUCCACUGGCCGUUGGGGACGGACCGCUUUGGUCGCCGGCGUACAGCAAAUUUUCUGUGUUGAUCCAGGCCAAUGUGCAAUACCAGCAUGUCUGUGUCUACUGAUGGUGCUGUAAGCACCUCACAGAUUCCUGCUUCGGAACAAGAGACCCUGGUUAGACCAAAGCCAUUGCUUUUAAAGUUAUUAAAGUCUGUUGGUGCCCAAAAAGACACUUAUACUAUGAAGGAGGUCAUAUUUUAUCUUGGCCAGUAUAUUAUGGCUAAAAGAUUGUAUGAUGAGAAACAGCAACAUAUUGUGUAUUGUUCGAAUGAUCUUCUAGGAGAUUUGUUUGGAGUACCAAGCUUCUCUGUGAAAGAGCACAGGAAAAUAUAUACCAUGAUCUACAGAAACUUGAUAGUACUCAAUCAGCAGGAACCAUCAGACUCUGGUACAUCUGUGAGUGAAAACACGUGCCUCCUUGAAGAUAGGAGUGACCAAGAAGACCCUGAGCAAGAUCUACAAGAAGGGAGUCCUUCAUCUUCAGAUUUGGUUUCUACACCAUCUACCUCAUCUAGGAGGAGAACAAUUAGUGAGACAGAAGAAAGCUCAGAUGAAUGGUCUGGUGAACGACAAAGAAAACGCCACAGAUCAGAUAGUAUUUCACUUUCUUUUGAUGAAAGCUUGGCUCUGUGUGUACUAAGGGAGAUAUGUUGUGAAAGAAGUAAUAGCAGUGACUCGACAGAGACUCCAUCAAAUCUGGAUCUGGAUGAUGGUGUAAGUGAACAUUCAGGUGAUUGGUUGGAUCAGGAUUCAGUUUCUGAUCAAUUCAGCGUAGAAUUUGAAGUUGAGUCUCUCGAUUCAGAAGAUUAUAGUCUUAGUGAAGAAGGACAAGAACUCUCAGAUGAAGAUGAUGAGGUAUAUCGAGUUACUGUGUUUAAGACAGGGGAAAGUGAUACAGAUUCAUUUGAAGAAGAUCCUGAAAUUUCCUUAGCUGACUAUUGGAAGUGUACUUCAUGCCAUGAAAUGAAUCCUCCCCUUCCGUCACACUGCAACAGAUGUUGGGCCCUUCGUGAGAAUUGGCUUCCUGAAGAUAAAGGGAAGGAUAAAGGAGAGGUCUCUGAAAAAGCCCAGUUAAAAAACUCAACACAGGCAGAUGAAGGUUUGGAUGUACCUGAUGGUAGAAAGACUUUGGCAAAUGAUUCCAGAGAGUCAUUUGUUGAAGAAAGUAAUGAUAAAUGCACACAAACCUCCCUGUCACAAGAAGGUGAGGACUACUCUCAGCCAUCAACUUCUGGUAGCAUUAUUAAUAGCAGCCAAGAAGAUGUUAAAGAGUUUGAGAAGGAAGAAACACAAGACAAAGAAGAAAGUGUGGAAUCUGGUUUUCCCCUUAAUGCCAUUGAACCUUGUGUGAUUUGUCAAGGUAGACCUAAAAAUGGUUGCAUUGUCCAUGGCAAAACAGGACAUCUUAUGUCGUGUUUCACAUGUGCAAAGAAGCUGAAGAAGAGAAAUAAGCCCUGCCCAGUGUGCAGACAACCAAUUCAAAUGAUUGUGCUAACUUAUUUCAACUAGCUGACAUCCAUAAAAGUAUAUAUUUUUAACUUUAUAUAAGCCUAAAAAUUUAGACAACACAGAUUUUAUAAACAUCAAAGCAAGAAAUAUGAGGACAUUGAAAUGUAACUUAAUUAAGCACCUUUUGUGUGAAAAGGAAAAGUAUGGAAAGCUUUUAACAUUCAAGAUGUAGAUGCUCUGAAACACCAAUCCUUAGUUUCUCUCCUCCUUCAGAAAUUCUUAUUUAUAUUUGGUGCUAUGUUAUGUAGGUAAAAGUGUACCACUUAUACUAAUUAAUAAGAAUCUUCAGUGAAAUAGUGAAAAUAACCAGAAUUGCUAAUAAUAAUUGAGAUUAUAAAUGACAGCAUAUGUAGUACAUGUUAUUCAAC
Messenger RNA from Octodon degus (degu), 2152 nucleotides. It is a transcript of the gene Mdm2, whose product is annotated as MDM2 proto-oncogene. Lineage: Eukaryota; Metazoa; Chordata; Mammalia; Rodentia; Octodontidae. Gene Ontology annotation, cellular component: nucleus. Gene Ontology annotation, biological process: regulation of cell cycle; negative regulation of apoptotic process. Gene Ontology annotation, molecular function: ubiquitin protein ligase activity; identical protein binding. The transcript is spliced from 12 exons. Bases 309 to 1784 code for a protein of 491 amino acids. The record is from RefSeq and is a predicted model, not a curated record.